Zootermopsis nevadensis is the source of this 1224-nucleotide messenger RNA. Its product is annotated as DNA excision repair protein ERCC-8. The record is from RefSeq and is a predicted model, not a curated record. NCBI's taxonomy places the organism in Eukaryota, Metazoa, Arthropoda, Insecta, Blattodea, Termopsidae. Gene Ontology annotation, biological process: proteasome-mediated ubiquitin-dependent protein catabolic process; protein polyubiquitination; transcription-coupled nucleotide-excision repair. Gene Ontology annotation, cellular component: nucleotide-excision repair complex; Cul4A-RING E3 ubiquitin ligase complex. Gene Ontology annotation, molecular function: protein binding.
AUGAUUCAAUGUUUAGAAAAUGUUCGAGCAGGUAUAGUUGAACCACGUGCCCUUAUUAGGGCAGAAUCCACAAAGAGGUCAUACAACUUACAUUUAUGCAAGCACAGAGACAUUGAAAAUGUCCACACAGCUGGAGUCAAUGCAUUAGACGUGGAUGCGAUGGAAGGAAAAUAUUUGCUUUCUGGGUCAGCAGAUGGUAGUCUUCAUAUCCAUGACUUGCAUAACUUCACAGGCUCCCCUCAUUUCACUUCCAAACUUGUCUGCGAGGUGGAUCGAAACUUACAAACAGCUCAUCGAUACAGUGUAGAAUGUGUUCAGUGGUACCCGUUUGACACAGGGCUCUUUACCACCAGUGGAAUGGACAAGCAACUCAAAAUAUGGGAUACAAACUGUAUGAAACCUGCCGAUACCUUCAGUUUUGAGGGUCGUGUGUUCCAGCAUCACAUGUCACAUAUAGCUACCAGAAAUUGUCUUGUUGCCGUUGCAACUUCUGUAAACCACAUCCUUCUUGUUGAUCUGAAAUCUGGAUCAUGCACUCAUGAGUUGCGUGGUCACACAAGUUCAACUCUGGCCUGCAGGUGGUCACCAAGAGAAGAAUACUUGCUUGCUACAGGUAGCUGUGACAACAAGGUGCUCCUGUGGGAUGUCCGUGCUGCAAAGUGUUGUCUCAAGUCUCUGGACCAACACAAUGGUAAAGGGCGGUCAAGUUCAGAAGCCACCAGUACUGCCCAUGAUGGUUAUGUGAAUGGUCUGUGUUUCACUCAUGAUGGACUCUUCCUUCUUUCAUAUGGGACAGAUCACAGGUUAAGGUUAUGGAAUACUUUCAGUGGGAAUAAUGAAAUGGUUAAUUAUGGGAAGAUACCAAAUGAUACAAAAAAGUGCAUGCAGUUUGACAUUACCAUCAAGUGUGACCCACAGCUGGUAUAUAUGCCAUCAGAUGGUAACAUUUUAAUGUAUGAGAUUCAGACGGGUAUUAAAGUGAACACACUAUUAGGACAUUAUAAUUCUGUCAACAGUUGUAUCUGUCACCCAUUUUACCACGAGUUGUACAGUGCUGGAAAUGACAGAAAUGUCCUUAUUUGGGCCGCUGACUACUGCCAGAGUACAGCAUUUGAUGAACACUUGGAAUCACAGACUCAAAAGAAAGAAUCAUCUAAGAGGAGAGGGCUUUUUGUUCAAAGAAAUGUAACGGCUGACACAUGGAGCAGCGACGAAGAGUGUUGA